UAAACACCUUGCAUGCAUGAUAGGACCACUGCAACUACUUACACACGCAGAACAACAAAAUAGCAACAAAACAACAAAAACGAAACCCUAAGUAUUGAAAGUAACUGUGACAGGACAAUUUACGGAAAGUGAGGCUGUGGUUUAUUUGAUAUGGAGUAGAAUUCAUCUCAAGUUUGUUCAGCUCGGUGCAUCCAACAAGGACCCAAGACAUUCAAAAUGACAACCCUUCCUAGACUUGCUCCAACUGAGACCUGCAUUAAAACCAUUCUCCACCCAGGCAGCAGUCACGGAGAACCCCAACGAAAGUCCUUCUCUUCUAUCGGCCAUCGUGAACUAUCGAACUCAUGGGGUGGCUCGGUCACCCAUCAUGAUGGAAAACCUAUUUCUCAUACAGCCCAGGGUUUAGGGAGGUCGUUCCCCCGCUUGGAUCCCCUUCACCCGCCAAAGUACAGUCGGACUGUCGGCUUAGAGACCACAAACCCACACUUUCAGAAUGAACUGAGAUCACUGAAUAUGAAAAGAGAACAAUAUCACAAGUAUCAUAGAUCAUGGAUGAAGCCUUUCUAUGGUAGCAAGCUGGAACAAGAGGACUACAGAAAACACAUCCGGACCUCACUUAAAGACCAGAUGAGCGAGAAGGAUUCUGUUCACAAAACUUUCAUGAAGGAUCGAGUGGGGGAGAGUCAGACAGCCGUGGCUUAUGACAGAAAAUGUCUGGAUACCGACAGAGAAGCGCUCCAUAACAAGUCCCUCUACCUACACCAGUUCAGGGAUGACAACAAAAAGCUGAUGGAGAAGAAGUGGCAUGAUACACGGCAGACAAGAGAUCAUUCAAACACAGUGGAGCAGGAGCUGCUCAAGUAUAACCCUAUCAACUGGAGUCAAUCAUUGCGAUGAACAAAUGUUGUCUUAUGUUUGUGGUUUGAUUUCAGGUUUUAGUACUUUUUGUAUAUUUCCGUAUUUUGAAUUUUUCAUGAUAAUGUUUCCUGUAUUUACAUUAUUUUGUUGCAAUAUUACUUUAGAAUGUUUUUUUUUUGUGAAGGUUGUGUAUCCAUAAGGUAUGUUUCAGGUUGAAUGUACAAUGUACAUGUAUGAGUGUAGAUAGGCAUCUUUUUUCUUUUAUUGAAAUGUACGAAACUGAACAAGAUGGAAUAAAAAUUGUAUAAGGCUAUAAGAACAAAAUAAGGAUUAUUCGACUAUUCAUUUGUUUUACUAAGAUGUCAGUUACAAAUUGCUGCAUGUACAAACAAGUCCCUCUCUAUGGUAAUACACAUCUCGCCUAACUUUAUAUUUUUCUCACCACGUUGUUCCCUUUGUUCAAAAAGAAUUUUUAAACAUUAAGGAUGUGGUCAGUUGAAUAUCUUGCGGAUUGUUACUAUAUCGAAGGGAAAAAAAAUGUUUUACAAGCGUAAAGGUAAUCAUUAGUCACUACCCUAUAACUUAUGACAAAACAACUAUAUAUUCCAGUGAGAAGUUGAAAAACAAUGUAGAUCACUUUAAAUACUUAAUUACUGUUGUCUUGUGUAUGUUUAUCUUGAAAAGAUACACUUGAGGAUCAAUUAGCACCAUAUUGAUCAACCCUCACUAUUCUAUACCAAUUUUUGUUGUUUUGCGUUUGUUUUACUCUUGUUUGUUGUUGUAAUCAAAUGCGUCUAUAGCCAUCAAGGGAAACCACAAGGAUUGGUAAAAACAUACUUACAAAAAAGGGUAGAAAAAA
Messenger RNA from Strongylocentrotus purpuratus (purple sea urchin), 1717 nucleotides. RefSeq lists its product as uncharacterized. Lineage: Eukaryota; Metazoa; Echinodermata; Echinoidea; Camarodonta; Strongylocentrotidae. The transcript has 4 exons. The record is from RefSeq and is a predicted model, not a curated record. The coding region runs from base 217 to 897 and encodes 226 amino acids.